CUACACCUCGCUGAACCUUUCGGGACAGCUGCAGAACUUAGACUUACUCUGUCUCUCUCGGUUUCUCCCUAACUUUUCACUUCUCUGUGAGAAUCUCCUUGGAGAUUUCUCAUCCUUCCACUUCUGCCUGGAUCGAUCUCGACCUACAUUUCUCUUCCUCUCCUCCUCCUCCCCGCCGUGUCAGGAUGAGCAAGCUGUGGACAGACGAGCAGUUCAACUGCCCCGUGUGUCUGGACCUGCCCAGGGACCCCGUCACCAUCCCCUGCGGCCACAGCUACUGCAUGGCCUGCAUCAAGGACUACUGGAGCAAGGACGACCCCAAGGGCGCGUACAGCUGCCCCCAGUGCCGGCAGUCCUUCAGCCCCAAGCCCUCGCUCUCCAGGAACACCAUGCUGGCCGAGGCCGUGGAGCAGCUCCGCAAGGGCUCCCUCAGCUCCGCCCUGCGGGAGUCGGUGAGGAGCACCCUCCGCCCCUCGUCCUCCGCCUCGUCCGGCGCCCGCGCGGGGUGGGCCCGCUCCGCCGGGCUGUCGCCCUCGGCGGUGCCGUGCGACAUGUGCCCCGGCGAGCAGCGCGCUGCCGUGAAGAGCUGCCUGGCGUGCAUGAGCUCGUACUGCGAGGCCCACCUGAAGCCGCACCGGACCAAGGAGGCACUGAAGAACCAUGAGCUCAUCCCUCCCAUGGGUCAGCUGGCCCAGAAGAUCUGCACCCAGCACAAGUACCUCCAGGAGUUCUACUGUCGCCAGUGUCAGAUGUACGUGUGCUGGCUGUGCACCAGUAACGAGCACAAGGGGCACGACAGCGCCUCCACCAAGGCUGUGCGCAUGGAGAGACAGAAAGAGCUGUCGGGGGUGCAGACUGAGAACCACCAGAGGCUGAAGGAGAGAGAGGCGGAGCUGAAGGAGAUGAAGAAGACCGUGGAGGCCAUGAAGCGCUCGGCAGCGAGGGUCCACGAGGAUGCGGAGCUCACCCUGUCGGACCUCCAGCUCUCCCUGGAGAAGCUGCAGGAGCUGGUGGAGGAGGUGAUGGACUCCACCGGGCGGGAGAAGGUCGUGGAGGCCCAGGAGGUGGUGGACAAGCUGGAGGAUGAGAUCACCGAGCGGAGGAGAAGGGACGUGGAGAUGAAGGACCUGGUCAGGUGCGAAGACAACAUCUACUUCCUGGAGACGUUUGAGUCCCUCAGCAGUCCGUUGGAGGCGGGACACCUCCCCAGUGUGCUGGCCAAUCCCGAGGCUUCCUACGAGCCCGUGCGUGACUUCAUCCUGGACCUGAGAGAAAAGGUGGAAGACUUGUGUAACCAGGAGCUGGACAAGAUUACCAAGACAGUGAAUGACACAACACUGUUCACUUUGGGAGACAGUGCCAAGAAUGGGGACCAGAAAAUGGGAGGUUUCUUAAAAUUGCUGUCUGGCCUGGGCACCCGGGACACAAACAACAGCCGUCCUCAACCUCCGACACCAAGUGUUUCGGUUGGGGUUCGGGGGCCAGAGAGGCGGGGGCAAGGUGUGGGUCGGAGAGCCCAAGAUGUCCGAUCCCGUGACGGGCCGAGAGUUGACAGAGGAAACAAAAGUCCACCAAGAACCAGAGACAAGCAGAGGAGAGAAGAGAAAGAGCCAGCCCCCAGCCCUAGGCCUAGCCCCAGCCCUAUCCCCAGCCGCAGAGAGUCACGUUCUCUGUGGAACCGACCUGAGCCUACCCAGGUCUUCCACACACCUGAUCCUGCCCCAGCCCCGACCCCAGCCCCGACCCCAGCCCCGACCCCAGCCCCAGCACCUCAAGCCUCAUCAGGUUUCAGUCGGAUGGCCUCCAUAUCGAGUCUGUUCCGCUCCAAUCGCCGCACGGCCACACCAGCGCAGCCUGCAGCCAGCACUCCUGCAGCCAACUCCUGGGGAAUGGGCACUGUGGUUGAAACACCAACCGAAGUUAAUCCCAGCCUUUUCUUGGAUUCUCCAGUCGACACCCCAUCCUUCCCUGGAUUGAGGGAGAUCAGCCUAGACUGUAUCCAGGCCCCAGAACCCAGGACCAGAGAAGAGUUCCUGCAACACGUCUGUAACCUGGUCCUGGACUCCAACACGGCCCACCGGCGCCUCAGCCUGUCGGAGGGCAAAACCAAGGCCACCCUCCAGGGGGCGACGCAGCCCUACCCCGACAUCCCCCAGCGCUUCGACGGCUGGACCCAAGUGCUGUGCCUCAACCCCCUCUCCGCCCAGCGCUGCUACUGGGAGGUGGAGUGGAGGGGGAGAGGCUCCUCCAUAGGCGUGGCCUACGGCGCCCUGAGGAGGAAGGGGUCCGACUCGAAGGCGGGGCUGGGCUACAACGCCCAGUCGUGGAGCCUGGAGCUGUCGGACACCUGCUGCUCGGCCAUGCACGACAACGAGAAGAAGGACAUCCCCGUGGCCUACUCGCCCCGCGUGGGCCUGUUCCUGGACGCCGCGGCGGGAACGCUCUCCUUCUACGGCGUGGCCGAGAGCAUGGAGCACCUGCACACUUUCCGCGCUAACUUCACCCAGCCCCUGUACGCGGCCUUUGGGGUGGGCAGCGGGGUGGGUGUGGGCCUGGACUUUGCUCUGGGUCAGUUCAGCUCCCACUCGGACAGCAUCAAAAUCUGCCCCAUGUGAGGAUGUGACCAGGUGUACUAGAGGCUACUGUACUGGAGAAGGCAACCUGUGGUUCCAUGGCAUGUUCACACAGCUAGUCCAUCCAUUGACUUUAACUGUGGUGUUAACUACAGGCAUUCAAUGAUAGAUCCCAAGGACUGCACUUCUAUUUUACACAUAUAUUUAGGUUUGGUAUGUAGGACAUUGGCACUGCGAGUCUAAAAAGUUAGGCCGACUUCUCAUUUUAAACAACUCUUGGAAAUCCAGAUUUUGCGUUGGGUUAUAGGAUAGAAUAAAUGUAAACCAAACGCCACCAUAUUGUUUUUAUUUACUUUAAUAAAAAAGAAGCAACAAAAGGA
Molecule: messenger RNA, 2953 nt
Organism: Osmerus eperlanus (European smelt)
Lineage: Eukaryota; Metazoa; Chordata; Actinopteri; Osmeriformes; Osmeridae
Gene: trim25l
Product: tripartite motif containing 25, like
Exons: 16
Coding region: 186-2615 (809 amino acids)
Molecular function (GO): protein binding; zinc ion binding
Source: RefSeq, a predicted model, not a curated record